AUGAGCGUUGUUUCUAACAGUAAGAGGGUUUUGGAUGCUAACAUUGGGGACUCGGAAAGUAGCAGCAGUGCUGCAUCUCGGAAGAAAGUGGGUAGAAAGUUGUUGAAUGAUAGUGAUGUGAAGAGCAAGAGGACUUUUCAGAAUAGAAAUGCUCAAAGGGCGUUCAGGGAACGUAAAGAGAGGAAAUUGAAGGAGUUAGAAGACAAAGUUUUAGCGUUGGAGCAAGUGAACGAGGCGAAAGAAUUGGAGACAAAUUUCUUAAGGUCGAGGCUAAAAAGUAUGGCUGACGAGUUGAAGAAAUACAGACCUGCACAGAGUUCAGAUUUAGAGGUUUUGGAAUAUUUAGCGAAGAAAGAACAGCUCGCAAAAUAUAAUCAUAAUGCUAAUCCAAUUAAAGAAGAAGAAGAAGUAAAAGAGGAGGAGGAAGACGAAGAGGGAGAAGAAGGAGGGGACAAUAUCCACGCUAACCAAAGCUUCGAACAGGAGUCUGCAAAACAAAAACAAGAGAUACUAUCAAAUAUUGAAAAGAAAAAGGAUUUCACUUUUGAAUAUCCGAAACAAAAUAAAAUGCCCUCUCCAGAGUCAUCUACCUCCAUAACAUCUUCUGUGGUAACUUCAGGUAAGUAUAAUGUUCAACUUCAGCAAGGUUCAGUAAAUAAUCAAGUCACGACCCCGGAUUCUUCUGUUUCUUCCUCUACUUGGAUACAUCCUGUGUUUUAUGAGGAUAAUGCCAAACAACUCCCUCAAUUUGAACAACCAAAGGCUGUGCCUACAAAUAUGGAUGUUAGUCCUGCUAACUCAGACAUUAACCAAAGUACUUCGGAUAUCGUACCGGGGUCCGCCAAAUCGUUUGAUGCAAUUCCAUUUGGUUAUGAUAGUAGUUUAUUUUCAAAUGAUUUCAAUUUUGAUGACAAGUUCAGUGACCAAGUUUCUUCUUUUUGUGACAAAGUUAACAAUCCAAACUAUUCCCCUGAAAACAAUAGUUUACCAUCUUUAGUUUCCGAGAAUUACAAUGCGGAAAGUCACAAUAAUACUAUUGCUUUACCAGAUACCACAACGGAAUUUGGUAAAAAGGGAUUCGAAUUUGCUAAUUCUGAUGCAACUGAUACCUUUUCUUGGAAUUCGGGUGCUUUUCACGAAGACGAUCCAUCAUCAAAACUAUUCAUCGAUACCCUGGACAAACAAUAUGCGGUUCCAACUUCAGAUGCAUCAAUUGCAAAUGAUUUCUCUAAAGCAAAUAAUUUCAUUGAAAGCUCUUUAGCCUUUCCAGAGAGUACAGCAUCUGUUGCCAAUAGCAUGAACGGUAAUUUAUACUUUAGAGAUAGCAACAUUGAUAACACAAUAGAUAUGCUAGAUCUACUGGCUGAUGAUGACGACGAUGAGGAUGAAGUUGAUGAAUCUCUAAUAAAGAAUAAUUUAGUCACAGAAGAAUGCAUGGAUGAUGCUCAAGCUAAAUCUCAAUUAUGCGACAAGUAUAAAAAUACUGUCAUUAGAGCAGAAGACGGCUCAUAUUUGAAAUGUUCCCAAGUAUGGAGUAGAUUAACUGAACAUCCCAAGUACUCUGAACUAGAUAUUGAUGGUUUAUGUACAGAACUGAUGUUACAAGCCAAAUGUUCGGAAAAAGGUGUAGUAGUAGAAUCCAGAGAUGUUCAAAAGGCACUAUCAAAAUAUCUGUCAUCAUAG
Molecule: messenger RNA, 1683 nt
Organism: Tetrapisispora phaffii CBS 4417
Lineage: Eukaryota; Fungi; Ascomycota; Saccharomycetes; Saccharomycetales; Saccharomycetaceae
Exons: 1
Coding region: 1-1683 (560 amino acids)
Cellular component (GO): RNA polymerase II transcription regulator complex
Molecular function (GO): DNA-binding transcription activator activity, RNA polymerase II-specific; transcription cis-regulatory region binding
Source: RefSeq, a predicted model, not a curated record